Messenger RNA from Thrips palmi, 1886 nucleotides. RefSeq names its product chromatin modification-related protein EAF7-like. The coding region runs from base 275 to 1582 and encodes 435 amino acids. The transcript has 2 exons. The record is from RefSeq and is a predicted model, not a curated record. NCBI's taxonomy places the organism in Eukaryota, Metazoa, Arthropoda, Insecta, Thysanoptera, Thripidae.
GGGCAGCCAUCAUCUUGUUUAUGUUUCUAGUUGCUUGCUCGAACUAGAUUUGUCAUUUUGUGUACCAGCAGAAAAAAUGUUAAACUCCGCCAUCUACUCUGCAAUGAUUGAAGUUUUGAGAAUCUAGCAUCUUGCACAUUCUUAUCAUUUCCAAAAUAUCAAUAUAUUAUAACGAGUGGUGGAAAAGUCGUCUGUUCCGUGGUUCCGUCGCGGGGUCUUCUUUGCGCUGUGACCUUAUUUACAAGAGGUGAUCUUGAACACUCAAUCAUUUAAAAUGGGUCGAAGUCUUAACAAAGAUUCAGACGCGUCUGUACCUGAAAGACGAAGUACCAGGCAUUCAAAAAAUCCUGAAGAAGAGGUGAAACUGAGCCCGACUGGAAAGGGUAAAAGAUCUAUUGGAAAGAAGAAAGAAGAGAAAACAGAAAACAAGAACGAAGAGAAAACUGAAAACAAAAGCCCAGAAAAAACUGAUAACAAAAGUACAGAGAAAGCCGGAAACAAGAUUGCAGAGAAAAUUGGAAACAAAAAUGAAGAGGAAAACAAAAGCCAGAACAAAGAGGAAACUGAACCAGAAACUGAAGAUACAAAUGAUAAGAAUCACGAUAAGAAAAGUGACACUGAUGGAAAUUCCUCCAAUGCCAAACCAACCACUUCAGAAUCCCCUAAUGUGAAACCAGCCUCUUCUCGAGUUGUAAGGAGUGUAAGGAUCACCAGAAAGAGACAGUUGAGUGAUGAAGAAAAUGAAGAUGAUCCAGAAGAAGUAGAUGAUAAGAAUGAUGAAAAUACUAAUGAAAAGAAUGAUGGUGAUGUUGACAACAAGGAGGAUGAUAAAGAUGAAGAUAAAAGUGAAACAAAAAAAGAUAAGAGUGAAGGACCUCCAAAGGAAAAAGCUAAGAAAAAAAGAAAGCCUCCAACAAAGAAGAAGAAAGAUGUUCAAGAUGAGUCUGAACUGUGGACACCCUUAGAACCUUUGGACACAGAGGAAAGGAAAGAUUCACAAAAGAAAGCUCAGUCUAAAAGUGACCGACGCAAACAAGCUUUGGUUGAACGGCAAGCCCCUGCUGAGCCAAUGCUUCAGAAACAACUGCCUCGCCGUCGCCGCAAUAGUGACACUAGUGAAUGUGAGGUGCUGGUUAGUGUUCCCAGGCAUCAUCGAAAAUCGAAAACAAUUGUCACAGUUGAUAUUGAUGAUGAGGCGUCAGAGACUGGAAGUAUCCAAAUUGUUGCAGAACCUGAUGUCGACAGUGUGUUUGAUUUUAAACGACUUUUGAUUCAGUACCGAAAUGUAAAUUUGCCUUCUGCUUUAUGGGGUGUUCAUAAAGACCCAAGAAACCUCUUUGUUAGUUUUACACGCUUUAAUCCUGAUUACCCAGAUACUAAUGGUUUAAUAGUUGACAGAGCAGUUGUUUUUCAGGGAACCCUGAACCCUGAGGCAUUUGUUAAUGGAGAGAAAAUAGAACUGCCUGAAAUGUUUAAUGUAGUGGAAACAAUUUUUGAAGCUGCUCAAGUUGUGCAAUUUGUUAAUAAUGCAGUAGUCCCAGUCAUUCAACCUACAAUUGAACCUACAGAUGUGACAUGUUAAUGUAGUUUUACCAUUUACCUUUUAGUCCUAAAAUUUGUUUUAUGUAGCCUGACAAUCCCCCGAAGAUCCUUCAGCCUGUUUAUGUAGAGCUUCUGUUAAAAUUUACUCUAGUGGUCCAAUGAAAGGUGGUGUAAGUCCAACCUUCUCUUUUAUCACUCACUAUUAAUUGAGUACCGUUGCUGUAUGUGUGCCCAGGAGGGAUAAAUAAGAAACUGGUCUGGAACACCCAUUGUUUGUCUCUCCUCUCUUAAUUAAAUAACCAAUUAUUCAGAUAAGGUCUAAGAAUUAAAUUACAAGAAAUUUC